This is a messenger RNA of Fusarium poae, 2703 nucleotides long. RefSeq lists its product as uncharacterized. Gene Ontology annotation, molecular function: RNA binding; ribonuclease III activity. The record is from RefSeq and is a predicted model, not a curated record. The transcript is spliced from 6 exons. Gene Ontology annotation, cellular component: nucleus; RISC complex; cytoplasm. Gene Ontology annotation, biological process: siRNA processing. The coding region runs from base 1 to 2703 and encodes 900 amino acids. NCBI's taxonomy places the organism in Eukaryota, Fungi, Ascomycota, Sordariomycetes, Hypocreales, Nectriaceae.
AUGGGCAAUAUAUGGUUUAGUUCGCCAUACGAGAAUAACGUACCUAUUAUCAAGGCUCAUAGUAUGAUUCGACCUGGACAGCGAAGUCGAUAUGUCCUCCAAUGCGAUCGGUACGGGGCUCCGCGGCCGGGAAGGGGUGCUGGCAUUCGGAAACGAAAAUCUCGAAAGUCGGGGUGCCUAUGGAAGAUUAUUGCCGAGGCCCUGCCAGAGAACGGUUUCCAGUGGACUCUGCAGCACUUCCCAGAUGCGGAACACCACCACCACAAUCAUAACCCCAGUACCGAUGCCGCCGCUCACCCAGUUCAUCGACGACUUACUAGCCCUGUGAAGGCGACCAUCCAGUCUUCCAGUCGACGGGUUGGCAUUCGUGCACGAGAUAUUGGUGGCAUAUCCAAACGGAAGUGGGUGCACACCACGAGGGAUAGCAGGACUGGCGAAGAGAGCAGUUCGGAUGAGCCCGACGCUGCCCUCAGCCAGCGUGAUCGACAGGCAGUACAGGCAUCCGGAAGGCAAGAAGAGCCAAUCACCCACGAUAACUUGUCUCGGCUGAUAACCCACGAUUACCACAGAGUGCUUAUGUUAUGGAGGCUGGUGGUGUUUACCGAGACGGAAGAGGAUCAUGAGAAGGCCUGGGAGUGCCUCUGUACGCAAUUCGGUGACCAGAGAGCAAUCCUUGCGUAUCUAUAUGGUACGUACAUGCCUGUGAGGGCGCAGUGGGUCCGUUGUUUUAUCCGGAAGUACCGCAACUUCGGCAUUCGAGUGACCUCCGGUACAGAGGCUAGCAACAACAAUAUCAAGAGCUAUCUCCUGAACGGCAUGAGUCAUUUGUAUCGGCUUGUCGAGGCAAUCCAAGAGUAUCUGGGCGAGCUCCCUAGGAUGGUAUCUCAGAAGGCACUUUCUUUAAUUACCAGGGAGCACCGCAAGGCAUUGAAAGGCAUUCCCGCCGCGGCAAAUCCGCGGCCGGAUGCCAUAGCAUCGUGCAACGACGAUUGCACUGUGCGCUUUCUGCUGCUGUCUUUGCUUCCGAUCUCGCCAUCCGGAGCGCGUCGUCUUAUCAUGCACGUUCGCCCGUUCAACGAAUACGAAGAUGCGCCAGAAGAAACGUACCUAGUUGUAGAGCAAUGGACGCGCAGAUCGGAUCUAUUGCAUGAAUUGAGACCUGGACAGAGUGGAAGCUCCUGCACCAAACCCUACCGCUGGGUUCUCCCCAUUUCCAGGGCGACUGUGGACGAGAUUCCUCGCCGUGCCGUUAAGUGCGGUAUGCUUAUUCCUUGCAUCAUUCAUGAAUUGGAGGUUCAGCUCAUUGCAUCGGAACUAUCCUCGGCACUUUUAGCGCCAGUUGGCAUUGCAGAUUUGCAGUUGGUGAUCGAAGCCAUCAGCUCACGCAGCGCCGCAGAGCCUGUCGACUAUGGACGUCUUGAAUUCUUGGGUGACUCGGUUUUGAAGUUUUUCACGGUUACUCAAGUCUACUCAGAGCACCCCUUUUGGCCCGAAGGCCUACUGAACCAUUUCAAAGAUCGACUAGUCUCCAACACCCGAUUGGCUCGCAUGUGCCUCGAGACAGGCCUAUCCAAGUUCAUCCUUGCCAAGACAUUCACCGGCGUAAAGUGGCGACCAUUAUAUAGAGACGACUUUCUGGACGUGAAGCCAGUCGAUGGCGCAUCGAGAUUUAUUGGCCCGAAGACCCUUGCUGAUGUGGUCGAGGCACUUGUUGGAGCCUCUUACCAGGAUGGAGGCAUGCACAAAUCUCUGAAAUGCAUCAAAGUCUUCUUGGGCUCCAAGUGCAACUGGCAUGAUGACGGAGUUGCCAGAGACAUACUAUUCCGAGCAGCACCCAGCGAUAUGCAGUUACCACCCACGAUGGAGUCUUUAGAAGAGCUAAUCGGGUAUACAUUUAAGAAGAAGUCUCUACUCGUUGAGGCUAUGACUCACGGGUCUUAUGUAGCUGAUGGGCAGCAGCGAUCUUAUGAACAACUCGAGUUUCUUGGGGAUGCGGUUCUUGACUAUAUUAUCGUAACACGGAUGUUCCGAUUCGACCCACCAGUAUCCAAUGGACGCUUGCACAUGAUCAAGACCGCCAUGGCCAACGCCGAGUUUCUUGCUUUUACAAACAUGCAACAUGGAUUGCGACGGCCUGAAAUUGAAUUUAAGGAUGGGGAACCGGUGUCUACCGAAGUCUCACUGCCAAUCUGGAAAUUCAUGCGCCACGGCUCUCCAGAGAUGGGCAGAGUGAUGAAUGAGACACAGGCCCGAUUUGAAAGUCUUCGAGAUGAAAUCAAUGCGGCUAGGACCAAUGGUACACACUACCCCUGGACACUGCUCGCACGUCUUCACCCCAAGAAAUUCUACUCUGAUCUUUUUGAGGCCAUUCUGGGUGCUAUUUGGUUUGAUUCAGGAAACAUCGAAACAUGCGCAGCCUUCCUUCACAAGUUCGGCAUCUUACCGUAUCUCGACCGAAUUCUCCGCGAGGAUGUUCAUGUUCAACACCCGAAAGAAGAACUCGGAAAACUAGCAGUCGACCAGAAAAUUGUCUAUGACUAUACUCCGGUUGACGGGCCUAUUAAAGAGUACCUCUGCACGGUCAAUGUUGGAGAUCGUGUCGUGGGAGUCGUAUCAGGGGCACUCAAUAAGCUUGAAGCCAUGACCAAGGCUGCCGAAGAGGGCGUAAACCUUUUGAACGCGGAGCAGAGACGUGCAGAAUAA